Messenger RNA from Trichoderma harzianum CBS 226.95, 894 nucleotides. RefSeq lists its product as hypothetical. The transcript has a single exon. The record is from RefSeq and is a predicted model, not a curated record. The coding region runs from base 288 to 809 and encodes 173 amino acids. NCBI's taxonomy places the organism in Eukaryota, Fungi, Ascomycota, Sordariomycetes, Hypocreales, Hypocreaceae.
CUUUUCAAUCAACACACCUCAGCUCGCCGAAGCCACUAACACCAUCCGCAUGGAGGCAACGCUCCUGGACGGCGUGAGGAUUCUCACUCAGUCGAUUCUUUGUCUGGCAACUAUGGAUAUUCAGGGCCCCCUUUUGGGAGGGUCUUUUUGAGAAUUUCUACUCCUAGCCAUGGCCCGCCGUCUCGGGACGCUCCGGGGGCCCCUUGGGACGGACUUGAAGGCCAUUGCCCAACCAUUGCCCGGGACUUACAUGUCUGCAACGAUUAGGACGGUUUCGAUGCCACAGUAUGCCUUCCCAGCCAGGGGAAACACCCGGCCCUAAGAGAGACGGACGACGGCUUUUCCCUAGACAGGAUCCAUCCUCAUCAAAAGGCCUCUGCUUUCUCCUGGCAGCUCACCAAGCAAAUCAGGGUGGCCAAGGGCGCCAUGCGGAGCCCUCGAGACGAUUCACGGGACUACAACUGCUAUCAAAAUCCCUCGUCGACAAAGGAAGGAUCAUGGCCGAUCCCAAAGAGACGCCGUUUGCAUGCGGGGACGCGACCAGUACGCAUGCCACGGCGCCUAUAAUUCUCGUCGACUCUUUUUCUCUUUCACGGUCCACAGUAGCAUCUGAACCUACGAGCACGGAAGCGAAGGUGGACUGCGACUGGUUUUGGCUCGGGCGCCGGCACAUUCCACCCGCCAUGUCCGCACAAUUCCAGCUUGCACUGUGGAAGUGGAGGAAGGGAAAAAGAAAGGAAAAAGAGUCAUGUCACUCACUUAGGGCUUUUGUCGUUGGGACAUUUGACUCCUCACUUACAUCCAAGUAGGAUGCGCCGGCGCAUGGCGCGCGCUGUUGGGCAUGCAGGUCAUUACAGCAGAUGCAGAGUAAACAAGGGCCUCUUCUGCAUCUCA